GUCGCUGCCGUGGAAACCACACACGACCAGUCGAGCGGCACUAGAUCCUCCAUCUCUGCAUCCAUCCAUCCGUCCGUCCCCUUCUCCCCCAAAACAUGGCGGACGUCAAGUGAGAAGAGGAGCAAAGCGGAAUCGUGUGAAAAGGUCAAGGGGGGAAAAAAAACAAAAAAACAAGCCAGCAACAGCGAGGAGGAGCCUGCAGCUUGGUCAGCAUGCCGCUGGUGAAGAGAACCAUCGAGCCGAGGCACCUGUGCCGCGGGGCGCUACCGCACGGCGUCACCAGCGAACUGGAGUGUGUCACCAACAGCACGCUCGCUGCCAUCAUCAAACAGCUGGGAGGCCUCAGUCGCCACGCUGAGGACAUUUUCGGGGAGCUGUUCAAUGAAGCAAACAGUUUCUACCUAAGGAUGAGCAGCCUGCAGGAACGCGUCGACCAACUCGCGGUCAAAGUCACUCAGCUGGACUCCACGGUGGAGGAAGUGUCCCUGCAGGACAUCAACAUGAGGAAGGCCUUCAAGAGCAGUACUGUGCAAGACCAGCAGGUAGUGUCCAGGACGUCGGUGCCCAACCCGGUGGUGGAGAUGUACCAUCGCUGCGACAAACCUCCUCCGCUCAACAUCCUCAGCCCCUACAGGGAUGACAAGAAGGAUGCGCUGAAGUUCUACACGGACUCGUCCUACUUCUUCAACCUGUGGAAGGAGAAGAUGCUGCAGGCCACGGAGGACAAGCGCAAGGAGAAGAGGCGGCAGAAGGGCUGUCCGGCCCAUCCUGACAGGCCCCAAUCCAGACAGGCCCCACCCAGGAGCCCCCUGUCCAUCUCUGAGCAGCAGAGGCAGGUUGACGACCCAGGCCGAGAAGUGAAGAAGGUGCGUAAGGCUCGCAACCGUCGCCAGGAGUGGAACGUACUGGCCUACGACAAGGAGUUCCGACCCGAUGCCAGGCUCACGCCUUCGCCUUACCACGGCAUGUCUCCCGAGGGCUCCUUGUCGCCCGACAGCAGGUCCGUGGCGUCAGACUCGUACCCCGCCAGUCCCAACCACGCCUCGAGCCAGGCAUCCGCUUCGAACCACCACGCCAGGGAUCACACGGGCGCAGCGGCCCAGACCCAGUCGCUGGAUCGGGGGCUUAGGCCCGCCAACCAGGUCGCGGGAGCGGGAGGGGCAGGUUCCGCCGGGCGCCACGUUGCCUCCCUGGGCAGGACCCCGUCGGGUCAGGCCAGCCAGGCCGGCGGGGAUCUGACAGUCAACGGGCCUAGGCAGCCGCCGCUCAAGGAUUACCGGGCCGGCCACGGCAGCAGCCAGCCCUCCACUAUACCGGAGUACUACAUCCCGCCUGCGCCUCCCCCUCCUCCCCCGACCAUCCCCUCUGCCCAGACCGCCUUUGAUCACACCCCGGGCCCAGCCUCCGGCACUGCCUCAGCCGUGCCCCCCGUCUCGUCCGCCCUAUCCCGUCCAUACUCCCCCUCUCCUCCUCCACCCCCCGUCAACUACGUGCCCUCUCCCGCCCACCCCGCUUCCGGGGUGCCGCCGGCCGCCCCGCCGCCGCCUCCGCUCGGAGGUCCUGCGACGGAUGCCGUACCCCCCGCCAGGAAGGGCACCGUGCUGGGGAUGAUCCCCAUGAGCGACGCCCGCUCUGACCUGCUGGCUGCCAUACGUAGAGGCAUCCAGCUGAGGAAGGUGCAGGAGCAGCGGGAGCAGGAGGCCAAGCGCGAGCCAGUUGGCAAUGACGUGGCCACUAUCUUGUCUCGACGCAUCGCAGUGGAGUACAGCGAGUCCGACGACGACUCUGAACUGGAUGAGAAUGAGUGGUCCGACUAAAAAUUCUGUUGUGCUGAUUUUCACAUUAUAAUCCACUACCGUUCAAACGUUUGGGGUCGUUUUGUUUUGAAAGAAAAGCAGUGCUUGUGUUUUUCGAUGUGGAUAAUAUUAAAUACUGAAAGAAAUAUAGAUAGAUAUUGUUCGUGCUUUUUUUAAAAGUGCAUUUCUUUAACAAAUCCGGACAUUUCUCGUCCACCCCCAAACUUGAAUGGUGAUGUAGAUACUGUAUUCAACAGUGUGUUUUCAUGGCAAUCGGGAAAUUGUCUGGGUAACCCCUAACUUUUGAACGGUAGUGUAUAUAAUAUUCUUAUUGAAUACGCCUCGAAAUAGAAAAGUUGGGUUGCCACUUAGACCUCUUUCCAACAAAAAUAGGAAAACAAUUGUUGCCCUUCCAUCCAAGUUCAAAAUGGCAGAAACACUACAGGUGGGGGGCGAUAAUGCAACGUAAAUGUAUCUGCCAAGUGGUCUUUCUGAAAACAAGGUCGGAAAACAAACGGUGAACCCACUUGAGCACUUUUAACCAAGGCCCGAUACACGCACAAGGACAAUGGACCUGUUUUUGUGCCGAUUUUGCCCCUUCCGACCAAGCACGUCAGACGCCAGACAAUCUUAAAUCUGAUAAGAUUAUCCUAUAAAAUGGUCCUUCUGUCUGAUGUGUGUUAAAAGUGGAUUCGUCCAGAUUUUAGGGUCCAAAACAGGUCGGAGCCGACAAUCUUAAAUAACGAACGUGCUCAAUAUUUACGACGAAAAGUCUUCAUGUAUGUGGGGGAGAGCCGACUUCCCCCGAGUGAUGACACCGAGAAUUGUGAUGUGGAACAGAAUAUAGCCAAUCGAGAAGCACGUUAACUCAACAAAAAGAAACGACCUUAAAUGAAAAACAAGCAUAUCUUACCUGAUGCUGUUUCUUUUGUAUAAAAGUGGGUUCCCCAAACAGCAAGAAGUACUGUAUUUUCCAAAGCAAGUCGUUUUUUUGAGGAGAUUGUCAUUUGACGAGGCUCCCGGCUCCGGUAACCUUAGGGGAAUGUUCAGGAAACAUUGUCGUCAAGCCAGAAGUGUUUCGUCUUCUACGGUUUUGUGAGAUCAUGUGUGAUCAUGCAAGAUUACGAGAUCGGCGCUGGAAAAGAUUCUUUAUGUGUGUGGUGUUCUGUGUUGAUAUUAUCGGAGCACACUACACACAAGCUGACCAAAUUGUUAACACCCAGAUUUUUUAUCUUCAUGUUUGGGGUCUGUCACCGAUAAACAAUCUUUUAAGAUGUGAAAAGUCCUUAUCUUGUGUACCAAGCCUGACUCUUCCAGGACUUUUGACCAUCGGUCACAUUAAGUCAGUCACGCGCGUUGUUGACUUAAGAAAGCUGCAAAUCACUCAAUGCUAUUUAGCAGGUGCCAGUUAGCUGGUGCCAAUUAGCAGGUGUCAAUUAGCUGGUGCCCAUUAAACGCCGCCAUUUGCUACUUGGACACCAUCAGUUUUGGCUACUCUUUUACUUGUGAGACACCUGGCGGUGGGAGUGUGUUACUGUAAAAAAAAAAAAUAAUAAUAAUACUCUUAUUUGUUAAAACUUGAACAAUUGUAUAGUGGCUUUGUUGCAACAUGUUUAAUAUUUGUUGUUGUUGCAAAAACAAGUUGAAUAAGUUCGAGACCUGUUGUGUUAAUGUGACCGGAGGCCCAAACUCCCAUGGACCCAGCAUCUUUGUCAUUGAAAGUCAUAGUGUUCCAUUUAAACUAAAAAGCGACAAAGCUGCCCAGUGUCCCCAGGUGGCAAACUGUCGUCAUCUUUACCCUGCACUUAUGAAUUGCUCACUUAGCAUCUUUGAGAGUGCGCUCAGGCCAAUAUUAAGUGAGUAAUUUAAAGGCUGUGAACGUGUGUUGUGUGUAUACCAAGUUCGAAACUUGGUCCUAGCCCUAACCUGGGGCACAUGCUGACUCGAUUAUCAGCACUGCGCAGGCUUUGUGUCUGCACUACAAAUACAUGCGCAAUAAUAAUAAACAGCGUUAUCACUUAGCUCGGGCUUGAGUCAUCUGCUUUGAAUUACUCUGGUAUCUUUUCAAUAAUUAUU
Phycodurus eques (leafy seadragon) is the source of this 3872-nucleotide messenger RNA. RefSeq lists its product as uncharacterized. The coding region runs from base 213 to 1817 and encodes 534 amino acids. Gene Ontology annotation, biological process: positive regulation of Arp2/3 complex-mediated actin nucleation; actin cytoskeleton organization. The record is from RefSeq and is a predicted model, not a curated record. Gene Ontology annotation, cellular component: cytoskeleton. The transcript is spliced from 11 exons. Lineage: Eukaryota; Metazoa; Chordata; Actinopteri; Syngnathiformes; Syngnathidae. Gene Ontology annotation, molecular function: Arp2/3 complex binding; protein kinase A regulatory subunit binding; actin binding.